Molecule: messenger RNA, 2847 nt
Organism: Pungitius pungitius (ninespine stickleback)
Lineage: Eukaryota; Metazoa; Chordata; Actinopteri; Perciformes; Gasterosteidae
Product: ubiquitin-conjugating enzyme E2 H-like
Exons: 7
Coding region: 233-784 (183 amino acids)
Biological process (GO): protein polyubiquitination; ubiquitin-dependent protein catabolic process
Cellular component (GO): nucleus
Molecular function (GO): ubiquitin conjugating enzyme activity
Source: RefSeq, a predicted model, not a curated record
GAGAACGAGAACUAGAGAGAGAGAGGGAGAUAGAGAGUCUUCGGGACAGGACACAACUAGGUAGAGCUGGUCAGGAGAUCAAGUGGGCGAUGUUGCAGCUAGGAUCUUGUUUGUGGACAUUGUGGAAAGGUUGUUGAUACAGUCCAGAGGGCUUGUAGGUAUUUUCGAGCUGAAAGGUUGAGGUGGCCUUCCCGUCGCAGUAUUUUUAGAUCAUCCGGAAAGGAAUACGAAGAUGUCGUCUCCAAGUCCGGGCAAGAGGCGAAUGGAUACCGACGUGGUGAAACUCAUUGAAAGUAAGCAUGAGGUCACCAUCCUCAGUGGACUCAAUGAAUUUGUUGUGAAGUUUCACGGACCUCCUGAAACAUCGUACGAGGGAGGUGUCUGGAAGGUCCGAGUUGACCUACCAGAUAAAUAUCCCUUCAAAUCCCCCUCAAUAGGAUUCAUGAAUAAAAUCUUUCAUCCCAACAUCGAUGAAGCGUCAGGAACCGUGUGUUUAGAUGUCAUCAACCAGACAUGGACAGCUCUUUACGACCUCACCAACAUCUUUGAGUCGUUCCUCCCUCAGCUGCUCGCCUACCCAAACCCCAUCGACCCUCUGAAUGGGGACGCAGCUGCCAUGUACCUGCACCGACCCGAGGAUUACAAACAAAAGAUCCAAGAGUAUAUCCAGAAGUACGCCACAGAGGAGGCUCUAAAGGAACAGGAGGAGAGAGGGGGCGACUCCUCUUCCGAGAGCUCCAUGUCAGACUUUUCGGAGGACGAGGCUCAGGACAUGGAGUUGUAGUGAAGGGGGCGAUCCGGUUCCUUUCAGCUCACAACAGACAGUCAUUUCCUAAAGAGCAGAAACUCAGUGCUAUAUUCAUAUUUAAACAAGACACUUUUUUACAGCAACACAAGGAUUUUUAUUGCUAUACAAGGAUUUGCAGUAUGAUAUUGCAGAAUAUUAACCCUUACUUAGGCAUCCAAGACCACCUGCCCAUCGGCCCUCCUCUUUGCCCCAAUAGCCUGUUUCGAUCAGAAAGGAGUGCGUCAUUCAUUUCCACGAUCUUUGGUGGCAUCAUUUAAGGCUUUGACCAUGCAUGUCCAAACUGAGCAGCGAGACCAAUGCAGGAUGAUGGAGGAGGACUGACAUACAUAGUUUUUUUUUCUUCUUCUUGUAUUUAUUCAACACUUCAUCGGGCAUCUCCUUGAAAGAAGACCGCGGAUUCCCAUUUGUGUUGAAGUGUCAGCGUACAUCUUUUUUUUUUACACCCGUCUCCCAAGGACUUGCCAUUACAAUACUCGCGUCGAAUGAGCAAAAGGCCGCGCGCCAUAGCGCGUUCCCCUCGUGUACAGACUGCUGUGGCUGCAGAUGUCCUCUGGGACAGGACUGCCCUCCGUGUGCAGACCUGCUCACGCAACCAACGCAUCCAACCACGACAACACCACCGCAUGCGUGUGACUAGGUGUGUAAGUGUGCGUGCCUGUGCAUGAAUGUAAUCCAGGGAGACUCAUGUUGUGAAUUGAAAAUCGGUGUCGUAUUGAACCCUGAGCAGAAAUCCCGAGACAAGGCUCACACCCCCGAUGCCUCGUUUCUCAAACUCACAUCUCCACCUCCUCUCCGUUUUAGGAAAGUGUUUGUCACUCUCUGAGUACCUCUGUAUAUUAUGGCAUGGCACCGAAGUAAAGUUGUGUAGCGCUUAGUGGAGCUGUAGAAACGGGGAGGACGCCUGCGUGCAGGGCCUCUGCAGGCCGGGCGGCUUCGGUGGAGAUUAACCAGGUUCUUGUUGAAUAAUUGAACUUAAUAACUUUGCCUAUUGCUUGUGUUGAACUAUAAUAGGUGUUUGACUUGCGUAGGAAUAGUUAGUUGUUUUUUUUUUUGCGGGUGGUGAAUCCUAUCAUUAUGUAUUGUUUGAUGCUUAUAUAACACAGUAGUUUCCUCACUAAUUGUCCUGUAACGAUGAGGAGGGUUAAUACAUCUUUGUCUGUGGGAGGACUCUUUAAAUGACAUGUUGCACCCCUGCUCCACCUGCACCCCCUUCUUAUGCAAACGCAUCAAAGAUAAUUUACGCUGUUGAGUCAGAAGUGCUUUUUGUUUCAGCCCUUCAUCAUUCUCAUUUAUGUCUUUUCUUGCUGUUGAUGGCCUGUUUUCCAAAAUAGUGGGACCAAAAUCUUACGGAUCCACGGGCUUAGUUUCAUUUAUCCCCCAAAAAACUGGAAUUGGGAUAAACCGUUUUACGUUUAAGUGAGAAGAUGUUCCUUUCUGUGUCAAACCCUACUUGGAGUCUUGGAGUAAACUUAAAUGGAGUAACAGAUUUCUUCUUCAGUGGACAGUUUACCCAGUUGUUAAGUUUCAUGAUGGUACAGUGGUAUGUGUUUUAAAGCAGGCUUAAAGCUUGAUACAUGUUUGUUACAUGCAUUCAUUGCAUUGCAGAUCCAUUUGAUUCGUUUCUGGAAGGGAACCAAAAUCUGAAUUGUAUUUUGUCACCAGGAAAAUUGACUAUUUCUACUGGAAAGAAAUGGAUUGUAAUCAGUCGAUUUGAUUGAUAAGCCCUUAAUAUAUUUUUCAAAUAAUAUCAGGGUCACUUUCAUGGUUUCUUGUCAGAGGGUUCACCAUCAUUUGGGAUGUAGCAUAGGUUGGUAAAACAAGCAUGUCACAAUCUUUUGCCGACCGACUUUAUUGGCCCAGUUACCAUGGCGCCAAAGAGCCUCAACAACCACACGUGUACGUUGGUGUAGGUCUUGGGACUACAUCAUCCCACAAUUGUCAUUUUCAGCAAAAAAACAACCACUGUCCAGCCUGGCUAAUCAGUGUAUUUAGCUUUUCUUUUUUUUAUUAAUGAGACCCAUAUAUUUGAUGGCUCUAAU